Messenger RNA from Dipodomys ordii (Ord's kangaroo rat), 1222 nucleotides. RefSeq names its product secreted frizzled-related protein 2 (gene Sfrp2). The record is from RefSeq and is a predicted model, not a curated record. Gene Ontology annotation, molecular function: Wnt-protein binding. The transcript is spliced from 3 exons. The coding region runs from base 45 to 935 and encodes 296 amino acids. Gene Ontology annotation, biological process: negative regulation of canonical Wnt signaling pathway; non-canonical Wnt signaling pathway; canonical Wnt signaling pathway. Lineage: Eukaryota; Metazoa; Chordata; Mammalia; Rodentia; Heteromyidae.
GCUCGGCUCCCUCCGCGCCCCCCCGGGGGUCCCGCGCAGCCACGAUGCCGCCGCAGGGCCCUGGCUCUUUGCUGCUGCUGGUCCUGGCGUCGAACUGCUGGCUGGGCUCGGCGCGGGGGCUCUUCCUCUUCGGCCAGCCCGAUUUCUCCUACAAGCGCAGCAACUGCAAGCCGAUCCCCGCCAACCUGCAGCUGUGCCACGGCAUCGAGUACCAGAACAUGCGGCUGCCCAACCUGCUGGGCCACGAGACCAUGAAGGAGGUGCUGGAGCAGGCGGGCGCCUGGAUCCCGCUGGUCAUGAAGCAGUGCCACCCCGACACCAAGAAGUUCCUGUGCUCGCUCUUCGCCCCCGUCUGCCUCGACGACCUGGACGAGACCAUCCAGCCGUGCCACUCGCUGUGCGUGCAGGUGAAGGACCGCUGCGCCCCGGUCAUGUCGGCCUUCGGCUUCCCCUGGCCCGACAUGCUGGAGUGCGAUCGCUUCCCGCAGGACAACGACCUCUGCAUCCCCCUGGCCAGCAGCGACCAUCUCCUGCCAGCCACCGAGGAAGCUCCCAAAGUAUGUGAGGCCUGCAAAACUAAAAACGAUGACGACAAUGACAUAAUGGAAACUCUCUGUAAGAAUGACUUCGCACUGAAAAUAAAAGUCAAGGAGAUCACCUACAUCAACAGAGAUACCAAAAUCAUUCUAGAGACCAAAAGCAAGACCAUUUACAAGCUGAACGGUGUGUCUGAAAGGGACCUGAAGAAAUCGGUGCUGUGGCUCAAAGACAGCUUGCAGUGUACCUGUGAGGAGAUGAACGACAUCAACGCCCCCUAUCUGGUCAUGGGACAGAAGCAGGGUGGGGAGCUGGUGAUCACCUCGGUGAAACGGUGGCAGAAGGGCCAGAGGGAGUUCAAGCGCAUCUCCCGCAGUAUCCGCAAGCUUCAGUGCUAGUGCCCGUGGCUCCGGCCGCCACGAGCCAGCCGGGCUGACCGGCCUGCCCCUCCGCCUGCCCCUACAGACUGCCCAGACACAGCUGCAUCUGCGCUGGCCACCCCCAGCCCAGGCACGCUCCCGUGCCCCUCACACAUGGCCACCUACAGCAUUUCUGAGUUACGAGACCCCAGGGGGCCUCAGGAAAGGAUAGUGGGUUUUCCCAUAAAGGAAAACCCCAGAUCUGUAGCAAUAUCCAGACUGGUUAAAACCAUCAAUAUUUUCAUGACAUUUUAAAGUAGCUGGGG